Molecule: messenger RNA, 3678 nt
Organism: Anopheles coustani
Lineage: Eukaryota; Metazoa; Arthropoda; Insecta; Diptera; Culicidae
Gene: grh
Product: protein grainyhead
Exons: 15
Coding region: 1-3678 (1225 amino acids)
Biological process (GO): regulation of transcription by RNA polymerase II
Cellular component (GO): nucleus
Molecular function (GO): RNA polymerase II cis-regulatory region sequence-specific DNA binding; DNA-binding transcription activator activity, RNA polymerase II-specific
Source: RefSeq, a predicted model, not a curated record
AUGUCUUCCUCACCGGAAAUGCAGCACCAUCAGCAACAGGAAGGUGGUGCGCCAUUAUCGGUUGAUUUGAAAUCGGCCAAUGCCGACGGAACGCCAUCGCCGGAGCUUGCCACCAUGACGAACGUGAGCGUGUUGGAUCUGCAUAAGGAUUACAAUGGAGGCGGUGGUGGUGGUGGUGACGGUGGUGCUGACGGAGGUGGUGGUGGGGCUGGAGGUGUCGGUGUCACCUCGCCGCAUAUCGUGCACGACGGUGCGACCGACAUGAGUCUCCCGGACGACGGUACGACGGAGAAGGUGUACGACAAGGAAACGAACACCGUGUACGUCUACACAACCGCGGCCGGUGCCGGCGGUGGCCAUAAGCUGACGACGAACGCACACCAGCAUCAGCUGACCACGAUCGUGCAUGGUCAACAGCAGCAACAGCAGCAAAUGGGAUCGCCCGAUCAGUUGCAUUCGUCCGAUCAUCACGUGGUCAACGAACAGAAUUUGCUGCACGCCCGGCUGAUCCAGCAGCAGCAGCAGUCUGUGGAGGAGCAGCAGCACUUGCAGCGCAUGUCACCGGUCGAUCAGCAUCAGCAGCACCAUCAGCAUCAGCAGGUGCAUCCCUCGGAGGGCGGCAUCAUCGAUGGGCAUCGUAUGAUUCCGGCCACGCUUGAGAACCAGCACCAUCUUGAGCGUCUGUCGCCGGAAGCUCACCAGCACGAGGGGGUGAGGCUGCUCGAGGAUAGCCACAUCCAGCGGCUGCUGGGCAACCAGGAGAUCAUCAGCCGGGACAUCAUCAACGACGAGCACCACAUCAUCACACGGAACGAGCACGGCGAGACGAUCCUGACGCGCAUUGCCAUCUCGACCGCCGAGCAACUGCUGAGUCGCAUGGACAACAACAUCAUCUACACCACGACCACGUCGGGCGGUGCCGGUUCCGCUGCCGGCCCCGCUGGUGGCCACCCCCAGGAGCAGCAGCUGCCCACGACGGUGAUGCAGUACGAGAAGGAGACCGAAGAGAAGCACCAGCCGGCGAAUCAGCAGCAUGCCCACAACCACCACCAGCACCACCAGCAGCUGUCCCCGCACCAGCCGCAGACCAUCUACACCACGGCCGGGCCGGUCAGCCAAGCCUCGCCCCAGGUGAAGCCGAUCGUGUACACCAUCGGCGGUGGUGAGCCGAAGAACGUCAUCUACGGCGAUCCGAAGGCGGCCAUGCCACACUUUGAUGCCGCCGGGGGCGGUGGUAGCGGUGGUGGCGGCGGCGGCGGUGGCGGUGGCCCCGGCUCGGUCGACGUCGAGAAGCCCCAGAUCGACUACGUGUACAACGAGGGCAACAAGACGGUCAUCUACACCGACCAGAAGGGGCUGGAGAGUCUGUACGCGAACAACGAGCUCGGGCUGAUGGACGGCACGCAGAUCGUGGUCCAGGGGAACCUGCAGUACACGCAGCAGCAGGGACCGGACGGGACGACGGUGUACGUCGUCUCCUCCGACAUGAAUCCAGACGAUAUGACCGGCCUCCAAGCAAGCGCGAACACGGUAGGCAAGCUGAACGGGCAGACCACGCCCAUCGACGUCUCCAACCUAUCGCACGCCGACUUGCAGAACUUGCUCCAAUCGUCGCAGGCGGUCAACGUGAAGCGCGAGCCGGAAGAUCUGCGCAAGGAGCCGAAGAAUCCCCGCAGCCAGAAGGUUUCCGUCGCACCGUCCACGUCGCCGUCGCUUCACAUUAAAGAACCUCCACCCAGCCCUGGAAGUCCGCCAACGGAAACCAUGUAUGCUGCCCCCGGCAGCACGCAGAUCUACCUGCAGGGUCCUUCCCACCAGAACAGUGCAGCAGCGACCGGCAGCUCCAAUGUGAACGCAAACUCGCCCAGCCCAGGGUCCUACCCGCAGUAUGACAUGUAUCCCCCGAACAGACUUGGCCAGGGUGGCUCGACGUUCAUCACCGAGCCGUACCCGUACCGCGAGUACUUCGAGAAUCAGACCUACGCCCCGCCCCGGAAUAUGUACGUCACGGCGGCCGACUCCGAGGGUCCACCGCCGGCCACCACCUACGAGGGUCGCUUCAACAAGACCAACUACAAGACGAUCACCUCGGCUGGCCUCACGGUGGAUCUGCCCAGCCCGGACUCGGGCAUCGGUGCCGACGCCAUCACGCCCCGCGAUCAGAACAACGUCCAGCAGCAGUUCGACUACGCCGAGCCGUGCCAGGCCCCGAUCGGUAUGCUCGAUCCGAACGCUUCCGGCCACAUACCGGCCUCGGUGGCCAGCCUGCAGCGCAACCUGGUUGUGAACGGGAGCCAGCAGAGCCCGACCACCUCGCUCGGGGGCACGACGGCGGUGGCGGUUGCCGGUGCGGCCGCCGCUCCCCGGUCCCGCCCCUGGCACGAUUUCGGCCGACAGAACGAUGCUGACAAAGUUCAGAUACCAAAAAUAUAUUCCGACGUCGGCUUCAAGUACUAUCUGGAAAGCCCGAUCAGCUCGUCCCAGCGCCGGGAGGACGAUCGGAUAACGUACAUCAACAAGGGCCAGUUCUACGGCAUCACCCUGGAGUACGUGCACGAUCCGGACAAGCCGCUCAAGAAUCAAACCGUCAAGAGCGUCAUUAUGCUGCUGUUCCGCGAGGAGAAAAGCCCGGAGGAUGAAAUUAAGGCCUGGCAGUUCUGGCACAGUCGGCAGCACUCGGUGAAGCAGAGAAUACUAGACGCCGAUACGAAAAACUCUGUCGGUUUGGCCGGCUGCAUCGAGGAGGUAUCGCACAACGCGAUCGCUGUCUACUGGAAUCCGCUGGAGAGUUCCGCCAAGAUCAAUGUCGCCGUGCAGUGCCUGAGUACCGAUUUCAGCAGUCAAAAGGGUGUGAAGGGCUUACCGCUGCAUCUACAGAUCGACACAUUCGAGGAUCCGCGGGACACGAGCGUUUUCCAUCGGGGAUACUGUCAAAUUAAAGUAUUUUGUGAUAAGGGUGCCGAACGUAAAACACGCGACGAGGAGCGGCGGGCGGCGAAGCGCAAGAUGACCGCCACCGGGCGGAAAAAGCUGGACGAACUCUACCAUCCGGUCGUCGAGCGGUCCGAGUUCUACGGCAUGAGCGACAUGAUUAAGCCGGCGGUCCUAUUCUCCCCCUCGGAGGACAUCGAUAAGCUCACCUCGAUGGAUAUGCAGUUCUACGGUCACGAUGCGGACUCCCUGUCCGGCACAUCGGACAACGUCAAGUCGCCGUUCCUGCUGCACGCGAACAAACCGGCCACACCGGCGCUGAAGUUCCACAACCACUUCCCGCCGGACGUUCCGACUGACAAGAAGGACCCGAGCAUCAUCAUGGACGCGUCGCUGGUGGCCAACUCGAUGGUCGACUUUUCACCCCAGAUCAAGCGUCAGCGAAUGACACCGCCGCUGAGCGAGCGGGUCAUGCUGUACGUGCGCCAGGAGAGCGAGGACGUCUACACGCCCCUGCACGUCAUCCCGCCGAGCACGGUUGGGCUGCUGAAUGCGAUUGAAAAUAAAUUCAAAAUUUCCUCGUCGAGAAUUAACACAAUUUAUCGCAAAAAUAAGAAAGGGAUUACGGCGAGAAUUGAUGACGAUAUGAUCAGACACUAUUGCAACGAGGACAUUUUCAUCCUGGAGCUGCAACGGUACGAGGAGGACCUAUUCGACAUCAUGCUGACGGAGCUGCCCACGCACUAG